AUGUCGUCUCCUCCGCCCUCCUCCCUGAACCCCGCUGAACCCCAGUGCCCGACACCGCGGGAGAGCCGCGCCAAGGACGGUGAUCGGGAGUGCUGCCAGGGCCGCCAGGAGCUUUUGGGCAAGUUUGCUCGGAGACCACUGAGGAUGUGUGACCCCAACCAAGGCAUGCCACGACCACACCUUGCAGUGUGCCCUCCUGCCCCUCCGGGAUAUCCUGGUCCCGGCACAGCUCCCUACCCUGGUGGCAUUGCUGUUUGCCCUGCUGCCCCUCCGGGAUACCCCGGUCCCGGCACAGCUCCCUGCCCUGGUGGCCCUGCAGUCUGCCCCCCGUGCCCGCCUCCAGGUGGCCACGGGCAUCACCCCCACGGGCAUCACCCCCAUGGGCACCCCCCAUCGGGGCAUCAUCCCCAUGGGCAUCACCCCCAUCCAGGACCACCGGGAAUGCCAGCGUGCCCCCCUGACUGCCACCAGAAGCACCACAAGAAGCACCAUAAGAAGCACCACAAGGAGAAGCACUCCAAGCACCACGGAGGCAAGCACUGCAGUGGCUCAAGCAGCAGCUCAAGCAGCAGCUCUGACUCUGACUGAACAUAUGGCACCUCCCACCUGCACGGAACUGAUCAGAAAAACACGAAGCCAAACACCUCGAUGGAGUGCCCUGCCCUGCAUGUUUCUCCAUUCCACUUCCCUUUCCCUUAGAGCAGCGUUUUGCCUGCUGAGUGAUUUA
Messenger RNA from Empidonax traillii (willow flycatcher), 727 nucleotides. RefSeq names its product proline-rich protein 13-like. The record is from RefSeq and is a predicted model, not a curated record. NCBI's taxonomy places the organism in Eukaryota, Metazoa, Chordata, Aves, Passeriformes, Tyrannidae. Bases 1 to 588 code for a protein of 195 amino acids. The transcript is spliced from 5 exons.